Molecule: messenger RNA, 2052 nt
Organism: Rhinichthys klamathensis goyatoka
Lineage: Eukaryota; Metazoa; Chordata; Actinopteri; Cypriniformes; Leuciscidae
Product: zinc finger protein 271-like
Exons: 2
Coding region: 494-1951 (485 amino acids)
Biological process (GO): regulation of transcription by RNA polymerase II
Molecular function (GO): DNA-binding transcription factor activity; RNA polymerase II cis-regulatory region sequence-specific DNA binding
Source: RefSeq, a predicted model, not a curated record
AGAUGAAGUCACGGUUAUGUGUUUCUGUGAGAAGCGUUACGGUUCUUCUAUGAUCUUUGUUUGGAACUAUUUUCGCUGCUGAAAUGGAACAAAAACAGUCAGUGUCUAAAAUGUAAGUGACUUAGGCCAAUAUUCAUUACUUGUUACGUUCCACGUGUGUUUUUGUAUUUUUCUUUUCUCAUUCAUUUAUAUAUUUUAUUUUGGCAGAUCAGCUCCUCCCACACUGGAAUACAUCAUCAGUAAAGCUCCUCCCAUUGCAAUCACAUCAUCAGUGAAGCUCCUCCCACUGCAAUCACAUCAUCAGUGAAGCUCCUCCCACUGCAAUCACAUCAUCAGUGAAGCUCCUCCCACUGUAAUUCUCCAAGAAAUGCUGUAAAUUCCCAUCAGCUACAAGUGAAGACGAGCAUUAAAGCUUCAGGAAGAGCUGAAAUCUGCCAAGACUGAGUUUAUUAAAGAGGACAGUGAGAACACGAGUGAUCCAGAACCCUGCAGAAUGAAACACACUGAAGAUCCUGAAGAACAAAGAGACCUGAUGGAAGAUAGCGAGGAGAGAGAAGAACUGAGUGAAGAGGAGGAGGAACAUCAUGUCCAACCUGGAGGAAAACCUUUGAGUCGCUCAAAGACUAAAAAGACAUUUUUAAAGAAAAGACGAGCCAAGAAAUCUUUCACCUGCACUCAGUGUGGAAAGAGUCUCACAAGCAAACAAAGUCUUGAGCAUCACAUGAGGAUCCACACCGGAGAGAAGCCGUUCUCAUGUGAUCAGUGCGGGAAGAGCUUCAGUCAAUCAGCAAACCUUAAUCUUCACAUGAGGAUCCACACCGGAGAGAAGCCGUUCUCAUGUGAUCAGUGCGGGAAGAGAUUCAUUCAAUCAGCAAACCUUAAUGUUCACAUGAUGAUCCACACCGGAGAAAAGCUGUUCACAUGUGAUCAAUGCGGAAAAACAUUUCUUAGGUCAUCAGACCUGAAGACACACCUGACAGUUCACACGAAGGAGAAGCCGCAUUCAUGUUCUGUGUGUGGAAAGAGUUUUUCACUGCUGUCUAUUUUACAUAGACAUGAGAAAACUCACACUGGUGUGAGAGAGUACAUGUGCUUUGAGUGUGAGAAGACUUUUACUACAUCGGGCAAUUUAAAACUGCACCAGAGAAUUCACACUGGAGAAAAACCUUACAAGUGUUCACACUGUGAUGAGAGAUUCAGUAUGUCAUCAUCUGUGAAAACACACGAGAGGAUCCACACUGGAGAAAAACCUUACAUGUGUUUACACUGUGACAAGAGAUUCAGUCAGUCAUCAAAUCUGAAAACACAUGAGAGGAUCCACACUGGAGAGAAGCUGCACACUUGUGAUCAGUGCGGGAAGAGAUUCAGUGACUCAUCAUCCCUUAAAAAACACAUGAUAAUCCACAUCGGAGAGAAGACGUUCUCAUGUGAUCAAUGCGGAAAAACAUUUUUUAGGGCAUCAAACCUGAAGACACACCUGACAGUUCAUACGAAGGAGAAGCCGCAUUCAUGUUCUGUGUGUGGAAAGAGUUUUUCACUGCUGCAAUCUUUACACGGACAUCAGAAAAUUCAUACUGGUGUGAGAGAGUACAUGUGCUUUGAGUGUGAGAAGACUUUUACUAGAGCGGACAGUUUAAAAAAGCACCAGAGAAUUCACACUGGAGAAAAACCUUACGAGUGUUCACACUGCGACAAGAGAUUCAGUGUGUCAUCAUCUCUGAAAACACACGAGAGGAUCCACACUGGAGAAAAACCUCACAAGUGUUCACACUGUGACAAGAGAUUCAGUCGAUCAGCACAUCUGAGAUCACAUGAGAGGAUCCACAGCAGAGAGAAGCUGCACACGUGUGAUCAGUGCGGGUCGAGUUUCUCUUUUAAAAGUCACCUGAAGCUACACAUGAAGAUCCAUACAGUGGAGAAACCACGUAAACACAGUCUGAGAUCACGGUAAGUAGUUUAUUUUCAUGUGCUGAGCAACAAAGUCUCUUCUGUGUAAGUUAGCCACACAUCACCCUAUAGCCAAAUCUCUCCUCUCCCCCUAUAGCCGGUGUG